Molecule: messenger RNA, 696 nt
Organism: Saprolegnia diclina VS20
Lineage: Eukaryota; Oomycota; Saprolegniomycetes; Saprolegniales; Saprolegniaceae
Exons: 1
Source: RefSeq, a predicted model, not a curated record
AAAGCGCCGCCAUUGGACUCGUACAAAGCGCUCCUCGCCACGUCCGAACUCACUUGGUUUGUCUACGUCCUCAACGACGUUGGAAGCGCGCUCACGCGGCAGUACACGUACUCGUAUGGCUCGGUUAGCGCCAACUGGACGUGGGUGCUUGCCUCGCUCUGGACGCUGCUGUCGCCGCAGCCGUACGACGCAUCGAUGCAGCGCAAGUGCUCGGCUCUGAAUUUGGACUUUGCGCUCUAUUGCGACAGCGGCACCAUUGUACUCGGUGACCAGCGCCGCUGCCUCGAGUGUAUGGGCUUGGCACUCGUGGCGUGCGUGGUUUGCUACCUGUAUGCGCGCCGAUCGUCACCGAAUUUGACACCAAUUUUUACGCCUCCGCUCUUGCUCAACGCCCAGGGUUAUCACAUGCUCACGUUCAAACACUGGGUGGCCAAUGGCGUCUACUACAUUGACACGACGUCGGCCAUCAUGGCAGGCGUCUUGUCGUGGAAAUGCCAGGGGCACAUCUACCUCCUCGAUAUCAAGACGUGGCGCUUCGUGUCGACCGCGCUCCCGACGCCGCGGCCUCAAUCCCGCGCGGCCAAAGAAGAGCGCUUUGCGCAUGCCUUUCCGCUGCAUCUCUAAUAGUUUAGCGAACGUGGUAUAUAUUUUUUCAUUUUUGGUUGGCGUUUAUCGGACGACUAACUACUAGUACAC